CAGUGGUUCAUCAAUAAUUUCUCCGCCGCAUCGUCAUCAUCUAAACCCUCCGAAACUCAAUCUCACUGUUACACUACGCGUAUGAGCGUUACUUAUAUGCAGUUGUCUUUAAAAAUGUUCCCACCACAGGGCUGAAAGUCCGACUGAAUCCCCGCUGAAGCCUCGCCCUCCCCGGAGCAGCAUGGGCGGCUUCCCGCUCCCGCUGCUCGCCCUAGUGCUGGCGGCCUGGCCGGCCUGGCCGGCGGGCGGAGACCCGGACACCCCGGCCCAUGUCGACGGAGCCCCGCCUGCUAAGAUAGCGGUGGUCGGAGCGGGGAUCGGCGGCAGUGCUACGGCCCAUUUCCUGCGGCAGCACUUUGGCCCUGAGGUGCAGGUGGACGUGUUUGAGAAGGGCGAGGUCGGGGGCCGUCUGGCCACCAUGACCGUCAAUCACAACGACUACGAGUCUGGAGGAUCCAUCAUUCACUCCCUCAACCUCCACAUGCAGGAGUUUGUCAAACAGCUCGGUUUGAAGUAUCGUCGAAAUGUUGCUGGAAAAACGGCAAUUUUUAACGGGAAAGAUGUGAUUCUGGAGGAGACGGACUGGUACCUGCUGGACCUGUUCCGCCUGUGGUGGCGCUACGGAAUCAGCUUUAUACGCCUGCAGAUGUGGGUGGAGGAGAUUAUGGAAAAAUUUAUGAGGAUCUAUAAGUACCAGGCCCACGGCUAUGCCUUCAGCUCUGUGGAGGAACUCCUGGACUCUCUGGGAGGCAGCGGCUUCAUCAACAUGACCAGGAGGCCGCUCUCCGACUCCCUGCUGGAGCUGGGGGUGUCGCAGCGCUUCAUCGAUGAGGUCAUCGCACCCGUCAUGAGGAUCAACUACGGCCAGAAUGUCAGCAUCCCUGCCUUUGUAGGCGCCGUUUCUUUGGCUGGUGCUCAGAACAACCUGUGGGCGGUUGAAGGAGGCAACAAGCUGGUGUGUUCUGGUCUGCUGAAGAUGGCCAACGCUAACCUGCUGCAGGCUCACGUCAGCUCCAUCUCACCCGUCUCCUCAGGAGAGGCGCUCCAGUAUCAGCUGAACUACACCACGACAGAAGGCAACGGAUCAGAAGUGUACGACAUCGUGGUGUUGGCGACUCCCCUCCAGGCCAGUGUUGAACCUGGACUGCACUUCCAGGGUUUCAGCCCUCCGUUUGACCAGCCGCCCGGCCACUAUCACAGCACCAUAGCAACCAUCGUCCACGGUUACCUCAACACCUCCUUCUUCGGGUUCCCAGACCCGCGCUUGUUCCCGUUUGCCAGUGUUCUGACUACGGACGCCCCCAGUCUGUUCUUCAACAGCGUGGCCAGUGUUUGUCCCGUCAACAUCUCAGCGGGCUUCCGACGUAAGCAGCCCCAGGAGGCCGGGGUCUACAAGGUGUUCUCGCCACAACUGCUGGAGAAGCCGCAGCUCAAAACGCUCUUCAGGUCGUACUACUCGGUGCAGGUGACCGAGUGGCAGGCCUACCCGCACUACGGCAGCAACCAGCGCCUGCCGCCCGUGGAGCUGCAGCCCAACCUCUACUACCUCAACGGGAUCGAGUGGGCCGGCAGCGCCAUGGAGAUGAGCUCGGUGGCUGCCAAGAACAUCGCCCUGCUGGCGUACCACCGCUGGAACAGACAGACGGACAUGCUGGACCAGAGGGAUCUGAUGCACAGGAUCAAGACGGAGCUAUGAUCCUGUCAACUGAAAUAAGUCUGGCCCACCCCAUAAAAAAUGACAUUGCAGGAUCUUGAACAAGAUUUUUGUUAUUUAUUUUUUCUUAAUUUACUUGAUUCCCAAAGGUAAAUAAUUAGCACACAAUUUUACAUCAUUAUUCCAGUAAGGCCAUUAAACACCUGCAGGCGUUUUUGACCUGAAGAUCUUCAUCCAAUUUCCAGCUUCUUAACAUGGAUUUAGAUAUGAACAUGUACUCUAUACGUAAAACUGAUGUAGUUGAAUUGCAGAAUUGCAGGUAAACAUAUUAAUAUAUUAGCAAACAUAAAAGUCAACUAAAGACUGGUUUUGACUACAACCCUUAGAGAUAAUCGGAGCUUUUCACCUGUGUGUGUUCUGGUACCAGAGGUUGGGGUUUCAUUGCUAACUUCCUGGCUUCAUCUAAAAAUCAGGAAACUUUCCUUUUCCAUGGAAAUACAGCUGAGCUGGAAUUUGUGCUUUACCUCUGUACAAAGUUUGUGGACUGUUAGGACGUUCCUUCCUUAGUUGCUGGUGCGGUGAGCAACACUUUAGUUAAUGUGAGCCUAAAUAAGUCUUGCUGUCUGAAUGAGACUUGAGAGGAAUCAGAGCAGUCCCUGGUUUCCGUCUGGCCUGUCACGCGAUCGUACCUGCAGCACUGCUCCGUCUGCGUGUACCGCCAGGACCGCUGACGCACCUGCUACUGGCACCGGCCAAAUCUCGUUAAAGUAGUCUUAGUUGGAUCUUUUGUAAAUUAAUAAAAUCAUUGCGGUGAGUCAUAGCCGUGGCCGGCGUUGCUAUGCUCUAUUGCCCCUUUCAUCAGAAUUUUUCAUUAUCUCCUCUUCCUGCUGCCAUUGUUGCGUAAUCCAGCGGAAAGAAUUUUCUUUCAGGGACUGAAGCCAACCAGCUUUCACAUUGGACUGAGUAGAGCAGAGGACAGAGCUGCUGCUGCUGCUGCUGCUGCUGCUGCUGCUGCUGCUGCUGCUGCUGCUGCUGCUGCUGCUGCUGCUGCUGCUCCUGCUGCUGCUGCUGCUGCUGCUGCUGCUGCUGCUGCUGCUGCUGGUGCUGCUGCUGCUGCUGCUGCUGGUGCUGCUGGUGCUGCUGCUGCAGGUGCUGGUGCUGCUGCUGCAGGUGGUGCUGCUGCUGCUGCAGGUGGUGCUGCUGCUGCAGGUGUUGCUGCUGCUGCAGGUGCUGCAGCUGCUGCUGCAGGUGUUGCUGCUGCUGCAGGUGCUGCUGCUGCUGCUGCAGGUGCUGCUGCAGGUGCUGCUGCUGCUAUCUCGUGUUUCUAGUAAGGAGUAUGGUCUUGUUUAAAAUUGUUUAAAGAGUCAUACUUACUUUAAGAAAUUUCAAGAACAAGAAAUACUGUAUGUUUACACUUUUGUCUUUUUGUUAUUAUCUGAUUUGUUACAAAGGAUUCAGGAGGAGGUGGAUUUCUGUACUUAGACACAUUUUUCUCAGCUGUUAUUUGAAAUGUUUGUGACUGCAAAGUGUUUCAGUUUUUGGGUAAAGCGAUGAUGAUGGUGAUGACGAUGACGACGAUGAUGAUGAUGAUGAUGAUGAUGAUGAUGAUGAUGAGGAGACAUUGCCACAUCUCUUUAACCAUGUGGAUUUGAGGUGCCUCAGAACACGGGGAUUUCUACACCUGUACGUUGCAUCUACUUCUCUUCGGUCCACUUAUUUCCACUGUUUUAAAACCUUGUGGCGCCAUCAGGAAGAUCCAACACCUGAUGUUGGUUUAUUUAAUGUAAAUCCAAAUUAAGGUUUUCAUUCACCAGCACAACAACCAAAUGUUUGUAGCGGUCCCACCUGUAAAUAUCACCAGAACAUAACUUACACAAAUAAAACAGGAUUCAACGUUCCUGCUGUUCCUGCUGUUCCUGCAGCUCUGAGGAGGGACAACAGGGUUUCAACUAGUUUAUAUUUCGGUAUCUAUGUUUUGGGCAUUAUUGAUUCUUACAUUUUCAUGGAUUACUUUGGUUGUUGGUACUUCAUCCGCUGUUUAAAUGAAAGGUUAAAGGAAAGCACCUUUUGGGAGGGUGACGUGAACCUCAAUCUGAACUACUCGCAACUCAGACAGCCAGACAAGCAUGAAGAAAAAUGUACAUUACUGAAUGUUUGUUUUAUAUGUUCAUGGCUAAAUGAGUGACAUUUAUUCUAAAACGGUGGAGAUUUUCAAAUCUUUGUAAUGAUAAAUAGGAGCUUAAAUAUUCCCAACACAUGAUCCACUUUUUCAACUGAAUCUCUGCUGUCUCACAGGUAAUUAACACCAACAGCAAACUGCACUAUUUAUCUGCCAAUUCGGUAACUCAGCAGUUGAACUGUUAUUGACUGCUUAUGGAAUGAGAGAACUGCAAUUGGGAAUUUCUCCAAAACUAUAUGACGUAAAUGUCCACAGACAAGCUGCUUGUACGUUUCCCUCAAUCUGUAUUUAUACUGAUUUAUUUAGAAAUAUUGUCCUAAAAAUGCUUGACUUUUAUCUGUUGAUGUACAGUUAUUUGAAGUUUUUUUUUUUCUUACUGUGGGUAAGAAGAAAUAAAUUUG
This is a messenger RNA of Cololabis saira (Pacific saury), 4234 nucleotides long. Its product is annotated as prenylcysteine oxidase-like. Gene Ontology annotation, biological process: prenylcysteine catabolic process; prenylated protein catabolic process. The transcript has 7 exons. Gene Ontology annotation, molecular function: prenylcysteine oxidase activity. Lineage: Eukaryota; Metazoa; Chordata; Actinopteri; Beloniformes; Belonidae. The record is from RefSeq and is a predicted model, not a curated record. The coding region runs from base 182 to 1696 and encodes 504 amino acids.